Molecule: messenger RNA, 2498 nt
Organism: Lates calcarifer (barramundi perch)
Lineage: Eukaryota; Metazoa; Chordata; Actinopteri; Centropomidae
Gene: tfcp2l1
Product: transcription factor CP2-like 1
Biological process (GO): regulation of transcription by RNA polymerase II
Cellular component (GO): nucleus
Molecular function (GO): DNA-binding transcription activator activity, RNA polymerase II-specific; RNA polymerase II cis-regulatory region sequence-specific DNA binding
Source: RefSeq, a predicted model, not a curated record
UGCUAAUUCAUUACUGCCUUUAUUUUCAUAAUAUGAAAUAUCACAGCUAACAUAAAAUUCCUUGACAUCGGAAGCUUACUCGCCCUUCUCAUUGUUUCCCUUUGUUUACCAGAGUUUAUCUCCAAACAUCAUUACCCUAAGUGAGUUUUCAGUCAAGCUUUAGGGCCAUACUGUUGGCAGUGUCAACAACUGGUCAAGUGAAGCUGCUGUUAAUGCAUCAACCCAGCGAGACAUUGGUUGUGGGAGGUGUACCUGCACACUCCACCUCUCAAAGGUCAUCCAAGGCAGUCCUGAUGACAUCACCGGACGAUAUAAGAGGCAAACAGAGCGAGGCUCAGCUGCAAGCCUGUUUGAGCUGAAAUCCGAGGAAGCCAGCAAAGCUAGCUCUGUCUGUCUCCGCGUCUUCCCCGUGUGUUCCUGGGAUAUAAGAAGACAUCGCAUUGGAAAAUAUGCUGUUCUGCCAUUCCCAGCCUGAGUCCUACCACCAGCACUCUGCUAGUUACAUUAGAGAGGCCUUGGCACCUUUCUUGCAAAACGAAGAAGCCAGGCUUAUGGCUGAAAAUGGUACCAAAGAGGAUCCAUUCCAGUACAUUCUGUGUGCAGCCACUUCGCCGGCUGUGAAACAGCCAGAUGAGACUCUCACUUAUCUCAACCAAGGUCAGUCCUACGAAAUCCGUAUGCUUAACAGAAAACUAGUGGAGUAUACAGAUAUAAGCAGCAAAUAUGUAAAGAGCAUUGUGCGCGUGGUGUUUCAUGACCGUCGACUGCAGUACAUGGAGCACCAGCAGCUGGAGGGAUGGAGAUGGAACAGACCUGGAGACCGAAUCCUGGAUAUAGAUAUCCCACUGUCAGUGGGGAUACUGGAGCCUCGUUCAGACCCUCUGCACCUCAACACCAUUGAGUUCCUCUGGGAUCCUGUCAAGAAUGCCUCUGUUUUCAUUCAGGUCAACUGCAUCAGCACAGAGUUUACCCCCAGGAAGCAUGGUGGGGAGAAGGGGGUGCCCUUUCGUAUCCAGGUUGACACUUUCACUACCAAUGAACAAGGGGAAUACAUGGAGCAUAUCCAUUCUUCCAGCUGCCAAGUCAAAGUCUUUAAGCCUAAAGGAGCUGAUCGCAAACUGAAGACAGACAAGGAAAAGAUUGAGAAAAAGACUAUUCAAGACAGAGAAAAGUAUCAACCCUCCCAUGAGACCACCCUGCUAAAAGAGUGCUCCCCAUGGCCUGAUGUCCUUAAUCUCACCACCCACAGCAGCUGCAGCACUCCAUCACCGGUUUACCACAGCUCGCCGACUUCCUGUAGUUUCCCAGAUGGCAACUGUUCUCCAAACCAGCAAAGGGAGCUGCUCGCGCCCGUCUGCCCCGAUCACCUUCUGCCGUCGUCCUCGCCGCAGGACACUCAGCAGUGGCUACACCGUCACAGGUUCUCGCCUUUCUCAAGGCUCUUCUCCAGCUUCUCAGGUGCUGAUCUGUUGAGGAUGAGCAGGGAGGAUCUGAUCCAGAUAUGUGGCCCAGCGGACGGCAUUCGCCUCUUUAACACCAUGAAAGGAAGGUCUGUACAGCCCCGUCUUACCAUAUAUGUGUGUCAGCAGCAGGCCAGAAACCAGCCUCCCAUCAAGCCAGGGGAUGGAGACAUCUACCAUGCUCUGUACCUGGAGGAGCUGACACUGUUGGACCUGUCUGAAAAGAUCGCCAUACUGUACAGCAUCACUCCACAGCAAAUUACACGCAUCUACAGGCAAAAACCCACUGGGAUCCAUGUCUUAGUCUGUGAUGAGAUGGUGCAGAACUUCAGGGAGGAAACAAGCUUUAUCAUCAGCACCAUAAGAGAUGAAAAUACAGAUGGCUACCAUGUGGUGUUGAAAUGACCAGCAGGUACUCAGGAGGUUGUUUUAUCAGUGCAGUUGUACAGAUUGUGUAUAUAAAUCCUUCUAGACUACAAUAUGUGACAUUUACUAAGAUUUACAGUACAGUAAAAUUCAAGCUUUCAGUUUAUUGUUGAUUUUGCGUUUUUGCUUAGUUUUCUUUAAUUCCCUUGUUUUAUUUGUAUUUUGUUGAGUUACUGAUUGAUGUUUGAUAUGCCUUGUAAUUAGUGGUAAACAGUGGCGUAUUACUCAUUCACAUGUGCAUACAUUUUUGGCUUCAACAUCAUAUUACUCAAUUACAUUAAGCAAAAUAAAUGCCACACAUCAUCAUGCAGACAAAUAGAAAGGACAAAUGAACAAAACUGUUGUUUGUUGUUUUAAUAGGGAAUUCUGAUCUCUCAGUGCCUCUGUUGUAUUUUUAUGCUUGUCCUAAAUAUGAAAGGCUGUUAUGUGCCAUAUGAUGGGUCUGUUUUUGUUGCUAUGGCUGAAUAUUUUCUCAACUGAAUUUGAUGCAAUAUUUUAAACAACUGAAUGUAGACAGGUUAAACAGGGGCACUGGGCUGCAGUUUGAAUCUAUGAUUUCAGCUUGUUGUAUCAUGAGUGUAUUUUAGCCAAAAUAAAACAUUUUGCACUGUU